AUGUCGACAGCUCUUCCUCCCGCGCAGCAGAAGCUUUUCGAAAGACUUGGUCGUGAGUUUGAUUCCCGAGAAUAUAAUAAAGCGAUACGCACUGCUGAUGGUAUACUGGCCCUUGUCCCUGAGCACGCCGACACUAUUGCCAUGAAGGGUCUUACAUUACACAAUCUUGAGCGCAAAGAAGAGGGACAUACAUUAAUUAAAAAGGCUAUUGCACUUCAUCCUGAUUCUCCUAUUGCAUGGCACUCUCUUGGAAUGUGUUAUCGAUCUGAAAAGAAUUAUGUGGAGGCAAUGAAAGCUUUUAAGCAUGCAUUUUCGAUGGAUCCAUCUAAUACGAAUAUACUGCGUGAUAUUUCACCCCUUUGUGUUCAGGUUCGAGAUUGGGAACAAUUUGUGGAUACAAGACGCAAAAUGAUUGCGUUAAAACCUGGUGUUCGUGCUAACUGGAUCGCAUUAUCUUCUGGAUAUCGUAUGAUGGGACACACAAAGGUUGCGGUUGCUUUAAUAUAUAGUAUGUUGACCUUCAUGGAUGCUGGAGAUAAUACAGUUGAAAAGAGUGAGGUGUAUCUUUACUGCGUGGAACUGGAACUUGCCAAUAAUGCACCUUCGAAAGCACUUCAACUUUUAAAAACACAUAAUGCAGAAAUUGUUGACGAGUAUGAGAAAACCUUUUUACGAGCAAAGGCGCAUGCACUUCUUGGUCAAAAAUCAGAAGCUGAAAAGCGAUACAUGGAUCUUAUCGCUCAAGGAGUAGCAGAAGGAGAUUGUAUCGCAGCUAUUGCCCAUCUACGUAAAAUUCCACUCGAUAAUAAUCGACGACCUUUACGUGAAAAGGCAAAGUAUCUGGAAAUUUUACAACAAGUUAUGGAUAUCUGCCCUAAAUGUGAUUAUGCCAGACGCAGUGCACUUGAUUAUGUACCACUUGAAGAAUUUAAAGACCGACUUCGUGAAUAUGCUUCUCGGUUUAUUAUUAAAAUGAUUCCAUCACUUUUCAGUGUAUUAAAAUCCUUGUAUCUGGAUACUGAGCGAUCUCAACUGGUUGGUGAAGUAUUUUUGGAAUGGGAAAAAGAAAUUCAAGAAAAUAAUUUUUCAAGUUUUGGUGGGAAAUCAAAUCCAUGUUAUAUUUUAUGGAUAUGGAUGUAUUUGGCGACUCAUUUUUGCAGAUUACUUGAUUUUGAAGUGGCGUUAAGUUAUAUUAAUCGCGCUAUUGAGCAUACUCCUACUGUGGAAUUAUUGUACUUAAUAAAGGCAAAGAUUCAGGCUCGUAGUGGACAUUUGGAUGAAGCUGCUAUGAGCGCCGAUAUGGCACGUCGACUUGAUUUACAGGAUAAAUAUCUUAAUGGAAAAGCGGCUAAGUAUUUUUUCCGGGCGAAUCGAAUUGAAGAAGCAGAAGAACGUAUGCAAAUGUUUUACAAAGCAAGUACUGUUCAAGGUGAUACAUAUUUGACGGCAUUAGAGUCACAGUGUGCAUGGUAUGAGCGAGAAAUUGGUGAUGCCUUUUUCCGAAAAGGUGACUACAUUUCUGCUUUGUCAAAUUAUCUUAUGUACGAACUUCAUCAUAAACGUAAUCACCUGGAAUUGUUGGAAUUUCAUAACUACGUUUUCAGGCGAUGUACCAUGAGAGCUUGGUUUGAUGUUUUGGCUCGUGAUGAUGAUCUUGAUGGAAACAAGUUUUUCCUUAAACUUUGCCCACGUAUUGUUCGAACCUAUAUGAAAAUAUUUGAAGAGGGUGAAGAAGCCGUAAAUAAGAAACAUGUUCCUCGACCAGAACUUGAAAAGUGUUCAGAUGCAGAAGAGAAUAAACGUCUGGCACAGUUACGUCAGGAAUAUUAUUUAGAUAAAAUUGACCUUUCUGAACCACUCAAGAAAGCAGAACGAUAUCUUUUACCUUAUCUUUCACAUAAUGCAAACUCGACAGAAGCGCAUUUGUUGGCCUUUGAGUUUUUCACAAUGACACGGAGGCCGCUCCUAGUAGCACGUGAACUGUUGGCUUUAGCGAAGCUAAAGGAAACAAGUACGGAAGAUCUCAUUUCACAAUUUGAACAGAAAUUCUUAUCUGAAACAGCGCAAAAUAUGGAUACACGCGUGAAGGAAAUAAUCGAUGAGACUUUAAACACUGCCAGAGCGAAGCUUAAAGAGGAAUGA
Messenger RNA from Trypanosoma theileri, 2142 nucleotides. Its product is annotated as putative N-acetyltransferase subunit Nat1. The coding region runs from base 1 to 2142 and encodes 713 amino acids. Gene Ontology annotation, cellular component: cytoplasm. NCBI's taxonomy places the organism in Eukaryota, Euglenozoa, Kinetoplastea, Trypanosomatida, Trypanosomatidae. The record is from RefSeq and is a predicted model, not a curated record. Gene Ontology annotation, molecular function: protein binding; protein-N-terminal amino-acid acetyltransferase activity. Gene Ontology annotation, biological process: N-terminal peptidyl-methionine acetylation. The transcript has a single exon.